CGCAAAUGUGUCCCCAUAGAAAACAUUUCCCACUUUCCUUUUGCCAGUAGUUAGUUGUGUCGAAUGAACUUUAACUUUAAUUAGAAGUGGUCUGCCUUAAUGUGGGUCAAAUGGAUCGUAUCGAUGCGGAACCUGUUGUCGGAAGAAGAAUCACCAGACGGAAUAAAGCCUUUGAGAUUGAUCUGCAGCCGAGAGAAGCUCUAAAGAGGAAGAGAGACAUCACAGUUGUUACUGGCCCUGAAAUGAAUAACACUGAUGAAGGUCCCCCUGAUAAAAGUGCAAAAAUACAGUCGGAAAAUGAUGCAGGAGAUGGACUUGAGAAUGGGGACCAAAGUAAUACUGUGGAAAUGGAUAUGGAGGACGAUGAAGAUCAGAACCAAGACAUGGGUUCUGAGGAUGAAAGUGAAAAUUGUGAGGCAGACAUGAAGACAAAACCUCUAAUCCAGGAGGACAAAAUCUCCAGAACACCUCAUGUGGGAAAUCUAAAAACUGAGAAGAAGACAUUUCCACGGCAGGAAAUAAAUGCACAACAAAGGUCACCGGUGUCAGAGCUUUCCAAACUGAACAAGUGUGAAGUUACAAAAUGUGAUUCUCAGAUUUCAUCAAAAGAAUCCUCCAGAAUAGGUUUUACUUCUUCCGGUUUCAACCCACCGGAGACUGUGACAGUGAGGAGAAGCAUAAGACAGUAUCAGAACAAAAUGGAAGAAAAAGCCAGAGGCGACUCUGGUAUUGAUCUACAGGACAGGACUAGGUAUGGCCCCAUAAAGAGGCAGAUGACACGCACCCACAAGCCAAACAACUUUUCUGAAUUAAGGAGACAAGUGAACACACAAGCAGGUUCAUUUCCCCCCUCAAAAGCUGAUAGACGUGGUGUAUGCACAUUGCUUCAUUGUUCUGUGUUCCUUCUCCUUCUGGCCUCACUUGCAUUGGGCUUAAUGGGUUAUCAACAGUAUCGAUCUUUAUCUAUAGCAACUGAGCUUCAAAAAAGAUUGUUGUACAGAAGAAAUUUUGAUGACCGUUUAGCUGAACUAAAGACAAUUUUUCCUAGCCAGCGACCAGAACUCUGGAAAAGGACUGAGGUCCAUCUCAAGCGCCAUCUCAAUCUGACUGAUCCGACUGAACCAGUGAGUCUCAUUCUAACCUCUGGUAGUGGGGCUAAGAAGACUCUGGGCUGUUUGGCUCAAAAGUUAGCUACAGCCUUUUCCAGCACUCUCAACUCCUCAGUUUUGGAUAUUGAUGGAACCAGCAAAACUGCACAAGACAGUGACCAGGUUAAGCUGGACAUUGAUAAAGCACUGAAAGAGGCAUUUGAAGGUGGCAAACAGGCAGCAGUUAUUCAUCGAUUUGAAGAACUUCCUCCUGGAUCUACACUCAUAUUUUACCGAUACUGUGAUCAUGAGAAUGCUGCAUUUAAGGACGUAUUUCUGGCAUUCACUGUGAUGCUCCCUGUUCCUGAGCUAGACCUCAAACUUACUCUAAAUGCAGUUGAAGAGCAGGUGCAAGAGUACUUAAAAGAGAAAUUUAUCUCACCUGGCAAGACUGAGUUUAACAAGAUGGAUGUAGACAAGCUAAGUGGACUGUGGAGUAGAAUCUCUCAUCUCAUCGUCCCGGUAAUUGCGGAGCUGAGGAUUGAAGAGCAAGGCUGUAGGGAAUGAAGGUCCUAAUAACGGAGGGUUUUUAUAUCAGCAUUGUGCUACUGGAUGAUGAUAAUUUUACUUGUGCAGCUAAGUGGUUGGUAAAAAACCUGUUUUUCUAUAUUUAAAAAGUUGUUCAGGAAUCAUAUGUAAAAUAGUUUUACAUUAUUUUUGUCUUCAAACUUUUUGAACAUAUGCAGUGGGGUCACUAGAAGGUGAUGCACUUAAUAUCAUGGCACCGGUGUUGACAAAAGCCAUGUUUAAAAAAAAAAUAACUUUAAAGUGUAAGUCCAACAUUCCUUUUUCAUUUAGUUUUGCCUCUCAUUUAUGUUAUAUCUCUAAUACAGGCUCUUUACUCUAGCUAGAUUCAUCAGGGAUCUACAAGGCUCAAUGUCAACUUAAGUGCAAGUGUAAUAGUCAGCUCCUUGGACCAGAGAAUUAAUUGACUGAAUUUUUGUGAAGUUAUUUUUAAUAGUUCAUAUUACUGACAAGCUUUGUUGAGGACUGAGACUGAUUUUAAGCUUUAUUCUGCCUGAAUUCUGUGCAGUUCACAAAAUGAUCAAUGAUUAAAACUAGAUUAUCUUUUUCUA
Clarias gariepinus (North African catfish) is the source of this 2224-nucleotide messenger RNA. Its product is annotated as torsin-1A-interacting protein 2. Gene Ontology annotation, molecular function: ATPase activator activity. Gene Ontology annotation, cellular component: membrane. The transcript is spliced from 8 exons. Gene Ontology annotation, biological process: membrane organization. NCBI's taxonomy places the organism in Eukaryota, Metazoa, Chordata, Actinopteri, Siluriformes, Clariidae. The record is from RefSeq and is a predicted model, not a curated record. The coding region runs from base 111 to 1655 and encodes 514 amino acids.